Dermacentor silvarum is the source of this 935-nucleotide messenger RNA. RefSeq lists its product as uncharacterized. NCBI's taxonomy places the organism in Eukaryota, Metazoa, Arthropoda, Arachnida, Ixodida, Ixodidae. The transcript has 4 exons. The coding region runs from base 168 to 935 and encodes 255 amino acids. The record is from RefSeq and is a predicted model, not a curated record.
GAGCUCCUACCUGACUGAAAUGCGCAUGCGCAGAACGUGGAGGCCGCCCGCGCGUCUUGCGGACGCGCGUGAAAACUUCGCGCGUGCGUUGCGUGCUCUACGUACGUGGCGGUCCGACAGGGCGCUCUCGCGAGUUACGAAACUAUCGAGAGACAGCAGGUUUCAAGAUGGCGGCAGACCAAGCGAACGCUCCGAGCAGUGCUCCGCGCCUAAGAUUUUCAAAAAGUGACGACUUAGACCUACUUCGUGAUGUUCGAGACUGCAACCCAUUCGAAGACAUGAUGCGGUAUCCAAUGAGAUGGACUGAAAUCGCCGUGCGGCUGUCGGCGGCCAGGGGAAAAGUGUUCAGUGCUCGAACUGCGCACGAUCGCACAGACCUCCUGCUCACGCAGUACGCUGACAAGGACAGCAAAAGCCUCCGCAGGUCAGGAACUGAAGAGGAGUAUGAAGAGCAAGAUAAGCUGCUCCAAGAACUUCUCGACAUGGCAAGAGAAAACCGCUACAGAUAUCGACGAAUGCGAAAAACUUGUGGCAAACAGAGCUGUUCAGGUGUAGAAACUGCACGGCUUUCCAAGUUGCUGGCGUGCCGUUCCAGAGACGCUGCAGCUGCAGCCUACGCUGUGACAUCGAGCAGCAGCAACAGCAGCGGUACCAACUUGGGUAAUGCACGAAAAUACGUGCUUGUAGCCUAUGACUGCUGCCGAUCAAACCGCAAAUUAACCAUUGCCAUUCACUAUAAUUUUAUACGCCUGAUACGCACUGACAAUGCUACACCGUCGCUGUUGUUUAAUCAUAUGAUCACUGGCAAAGGCGACACUGCAAUCGUUCUGGACGAGCAGCAACAGCAAGUCCCGAUACCCGCGCCCACCAUCUGUGAGGAGCUCUCUGAUGUAGCAGCCAGCCCUUCCUCGUCGUCACCAGCGGCCGCGGAGUAA